AUGGGGAUUCAGGGCCUGCUCCCCCUGCUCAAGGACGUACAGACGCCGACCAACGUCUCACAGUACAAAGGACAGACUUUGGGCAUCGAUGGAUACGUAUGGCUGCACAGGGGCGCCUAUGGGUGUGCAGAGAAGCUCGUACUGGGCGAGGCGACGACGCAGUACACAAACUAUGCUAUGCAUCGUAUCCGCAUGCUCAGGCACCAUGGCAUUACGCCGUACGUAGUCUUCGACGGCGACCGUCUGCCAAGCAAGGCGGGCACAGAGGAGGAGCGUGAGGCGCGCAGAAGCGAGAAUCUGGCGAGAGCCAAGUCGCUCAUCCGAGAUGGCAGAAAAGGAUCUGCCUUUGAGGCAUUUGCAAAGUGCAUCGACAUCACGCCAGAGAUGGCGUACCAAUUGAUCAAGUGUCUCAAAGCGGAGGGUGUACCUUACGUCGUUGCCCCUUACGAGGCUGAUGCGCAGCUGGCCUACCUAGAGAAGACGGGAAUGAUCGAUGCUGUAGUGACCGAGGACUCGGACCUCCUCGUUUUUGGCUGCCGCAAAGUACUCUUCAAGAUGGAUUCCAACGGCGACUGCAUCGAGAUUUUGUCCUCGCGCUUCACAGCUUGCAAGACACUCUCUUUUGCAGGCUGGACCACCGACCUCUUCCGCCAGAUGGCCAUCCUCUCUGGCUGCGACUACCUUCCGUCGAUUACGGGCAUGGGUCUCAAGAAUGCACACAAGCUUCUGCAGCGAUACAAGACGGUCAACAAAGUUCUGCAGGCCGUACGACUGGAGGGCAAGAUGAAGAUUCCACCAGACUACCAAGCAAAGUUCGAACAGGCUGAAAAGACCUUUCUCUACCAGAGGGUGUGGUGUCCGCGCAGUGAAACAUUAACAACUCUGAAUGCUCUCGAGGCUGAUGAGACUGCUAUGGACUAUGUUGGUCCCGAGAUCGCUCGGGACGUGGCAAGAGGUAUUGCUCACGGAGAGAUCGAUCCGAUCUCAAGAUCAGCUAUGGUCGACAUAGCCAAGGGAUUUCAGCCAGGUGCACGAAGAUCAGCAGCGGCCGUCGCAUCAUCGUCCAGGGCAGCCUUUCGCAGGAACACAAGCAGGGACAGUCUGCCGCCUGCCCUCCCGCAAGGCCAGACUACGCUGCUCAACUUUGGCAAACGACCAGCAGGCUCAAAGACGAGCAAGGCCGUCUCGCUCCCUACUAUGCAGACACCUCGGCAGCCUCUUGGGAUCAGAGACGUUAACACGCUCACUAGCAAUGUUGGCACCUCGACAACCGUCAAAAGUCCCUUCUUUGGAGGCAAGCGUAAAGCUGCUACUCCGCCAGCACAGGAAGUCAUCUCUCCUGACCCUGUUGAGAGGACUCCGGAUACGGAUUCUGAUUCCGCGAUGCUCACGCAGCACCCCAAUGCUAGUCAGUCACCCAUCUCUGGCAUCGGCGACUAUUUCUGCGAGCUGGAUGGGGCUGAUCCCAGAUUGCUGAUGAGCGAAGAUGAGGGUGACAAGAUCCCUGCCUUCGCAGCUCUCAUCUCGGAGAAGACGGCCGAAAAGGUUCGACCCGGGGGAGGAGCGGCGGAGGAGGAGGAGGGGGAAGGCUUCGAAUGGGCUGUGAGGGAUUGCGCUAGUGAAGUCUCCUCAGAGGAUGCUCACGCGACGCCGAAGAAGCGGAGUGGCUGGCAAGAGACGUCAUCAGGAAGCUCGGCAUUCUCGUCGCCGUCGACCGAGGUAGGGGAGGCGAGCGUCAGUCCAGUGAAAAGGUUGAAGAGAGACGGGAGCGGAGGGCAAACAAGUGGUCACCAAGAGGGCUUGAUUUUGCGCGAAAUGUCACCUGCAAGUCCAAAGGAGGACAUCAUCUCUUCGCCAGUGCAAGACAAGGAGACUCCUCCAAUAGCGUCUACUGCCCGCUUUGCUGAGCCUGCUCUGCCUCUUCAAAAAGAGCGCACUGGGCGCAAGCGAUCUCUAUCUGCCGAAGACGUUGACUUUGCAGAUGAAGAGCGAGAAGAAGAGGACGAAGAAGAAGAAGACGGUACGGGAUCAGCACAGGCUGAAGCAAGCCCCUCCCUGUGGGCUAGAUACCGCCACCAGCCUCUUCGGACGGCUCAAGGCGACAAUGCAACCCCAGUCCGGCCUCGGACUGUGCUGCGAACGCCUAGCAAUCGGCCUCUGCGCUUGUACGCUUACCAGAGCCCGGCGGAGAAUACUCCCUUUGCUGCUCCGGUGACUGCAUCGACCAGCAAGGCUCGCACUCCUGUUCCAGUCGGCAAGAGAAGUCUCUCCUUCCAGAGCCGUAACGAUGAUGCGGAGAAUGUGCCUUCUCCCCAGUUGCUUCCGACUUCGGCGAUCAAGAGGAUGAAAGUGGACAGUCCUGCCGUCGCACAGCCCAAGCUGACAACAAGCAGGAGCUUGUCCGUCUUACCGCUUUCGGCUCGCUCGUCCAAUAGUGGCGCAGAGGAUGGGCAGAUUCGCCAGCAGUCCCCACUUUCGGCGUUCAGGUACGUGGGUAGCCCUAGCGAGACGAAGAAGAGUUUGAGUCUAGGCGCAGCGCCUUUGUCCUUGCAAAAGGAAGAGGCCGGGAGACAGAGAGCAGGGACUCUGCCUAGUGGUGAGGAGGGUAUUGUGGGGGAGAAGAGCAAGAGGCAGAAGCAACAGCAGCAGCAGCGAGGCGUCUUGCAAUUUGGAGGUGCUGGUCAGCAGAGGCAGACGGGAGACGCGGUGCCUAGUCUAGGCAGACCGUCUCUGGACAGAUUCAAAUUCAGGAGCACCUAG
Microstroma glucosiphilum is the source of this 2760-nucleotide messenger RNA. RefSeq lists its product as hypothetical. Gene Ontology annotation, molecular function: 5'-3' DNA exonuclease activity; DNA binding; metal ion binding. Gene Ontology annotation, biological process: DNA recombination; mismatch repair; DNA double-strand break processing. Gene Ontology annotation, cellular component: nucleus. The transcript has 2 exons. Bases 1 to 2760 code for a protein of 919 amino acids. The record is from RefSeq and is a predicted model, not a curated record. NCBI's taxonomy places the organism in Eukaryota, Fungi, Basidiomycota, Exobasidiomycetes, Microstromatales, Microstromataceae.